Beauveria bassiana ARSEF 2860 is the source of this 1248-nucleotide messenger RNA. RefSeq lists its product as uncharacterized. The record is from RefSeq and is a predicted model, not a curated record. NCBI's taxonomy places the organism in Eukaryota, Fungi, Ascomycota, Sordariomycetes, Hypocreales, Cordycipitaceae. Bases 1 to 1248 code for a protein of 415 amino acids. The transcript has a single exon.
AUGCUCUCCUCUACUAGAUCCGCUGCUCCCCGCGCUCUCCGCUGCAGGUCAGCUCAACUUUCCAGGCAAACACGGCCACAGAUUCGUCUUCAAUCGACCUCGGCCUCGACCUCAUCCACGUCGCAAUCCCAUCUGGUCUCUGGUAUCGCUGGAGGCGUCGUCGGCGCCGUUCUCUUUUACGGCGUUUACAGCUUCACACCAGCCGGUCGCACCGCCAGCACAAUCAACAAGGCUGCUGUCGAGGCCAACAAGCAAUACAAGGCCGCCGCAGCCAAGCUCCAAAAGGCCACGCCGGAGCCCGAUGAGGCCAUCAGCUACAUCAAGGACCUGGCCUACUCAUACGUAGCGUGGAUUCCCGGCGGCCGCAGCUAUGUCGACGCCGCCUUCAAGGACGUCGAGGUCGUGCAAGAGAAGCACAAGGAGGAGCUCAACAAGAUCGUCAAUGACGGCUAUAAGCAAUUCCAGGACCUGUCCAAGUCCGGUCUGAGCAUUCAGACGGCCUCCAAGGCCUACGAGACGCUGGCCGAUAUUGCCAAGAAAAUUGCCGACCUCUCCGUCGACGCCCUCUCCGACAUUCUAGACAACCACCCGCAGGUCAAGGAGAAGCUAGGCGGCAACGUUGACAAACUCAAGUCGCUCGGUGAACAGUACGGCCCCGACGCCAAAAAGCAGGUCGACGAGACCUGGGGCCAGAUCAAGGAUAUCUUCGCGGGCGGCUUCAGCGCCGCCAACAUUGCCAAGGCCAAGGCUCUCAUCGACGAUAAGGUCGGCCAGGUGCAGAAGCUCGGCGACGAGGCGUGGAACAAGGGCCUCGAGGCAGCCAAGCCCUACCUCGACAAGAGCCCCAAGGUCAAGGAGCUGGUUGAGAAGAAUGCCGACGCGCUCAAGCAGGGCAAUCUCAAGGAGCUGUUUGACAAGGCCAAGGCGGCUGUCGAAUCGGGCGACCUCGGCGACCUGGAAAAGUACGUCAAGAGCGCCGCCGACAAGGCUCAGUCCAAGGGCAAAGAGGUGGCCGGUGAUUGGGGCCUCGACAAGUACUUUGAUGCGCUGCCCGAGGGAAGCGCCAUCCUGUCCAAGCUGCAGCAGAUUCGCAAGAUUGCCAGCGAUCACAAGCAGGAUGGCGAGAAGCUUCUGAACGAGACGGUAGACGAGCUGAAGCAGUUGCUGGAGAAGAAGGCGAACAAGGCGCAGGAAAUUGUCGACUCGGCUCAAAAGGAUGUAAGCAAGGAAGGUGACAAGAAGAAAUGA